Doryrhamphus excisus (bluestripe pipefish) is the source of this 4843-nucleotide messenger RNA. It is a transcript of the gene sde2, whose product is annotated as SDE2 telomere maintenance homolog (S. pombe). Lineage: Eukaryota; Metazoa; Chordata; Actinopteri; Syngnathiformes; Syngnathidae. The record is from RefSeq and is a predicted model, not a curated record. Gene Ontology annotation, cellular component: nucleus.
AAUAAACGAAGAAGAAGCAGCGGAAGACGACGCUGCCACUGUCGACGAGUUAGCCAGCUAGCAUGGAGGUGUUUGUUUGUGCCCCGGGUGGAUCGAAGUUUUCCAACUUUGUGUUUCCAGAAGGUUCUGUGGUUCGGGAUAUCCCCCUACGGUUCGGCCAACAACGGGUGGUAUCGCCACAUGACCUGUACGUCAACAAAGAUGGCCGUCGGGCCUGCCUGGAUGAUGACCUGCAAGGCGGGGCUAUCUAUCACCUCGUGCCCCGUCUCCCUGGAGGGAAGGGAGGGUUCGGUUCAAUGCUGCGAGCUCUCGGUGCUCAGAUCGAGAAGACGACCAAUCGCGAAGCCUGCAGAGAUCUGAGUGGACGACGCCUGCGAGAUGUCAAUCACGAGAAAGAGAUGGCGGAUUGGCUAAAGCAGCAGACGGAACGCGAGGCGGAGAAGGAGCAGCGGCGUCUGGAGCGUCUGCAGCGGAAGCUCAUGGAACCCAAACACCAGUUCAGCGAUGCCUCGUACCAGCAGCAGUGUCAUGACCUGUCCGAACGACUCGAGGAUUCGGUUCUCAAAGGUCUGCAGGCAGCAUCCGGCUCCCAAGUGACCGCCCGCUUGUCCCCUAAGAGACACGCCUCCGGUCAAAGUGAGCCGCCAAUCAAGAAGCUGAAAAAGAUGGGGGCGUGUUUUUGGAGUGGCGUUGGCGAGCUGAGCUCAGAGGAUGACGACGAUUCGCCAUCCACAUCCUGUGCAGCUGCUGUUACCAUGACAACGCAGAGGGUGGAGCCUGGGCCAAGCAGCAGCAUGGCGGCCACGCAGCCUCAGGAGGAUGUGGCGGUUCAGAAGGCCACGCCCCCCGAAGAGGUAGACGUCCAGGAGGCCACACCUCAUCAGGAGGAAGUCGAGGUUCAGAAGGAUACGCCCACCCAGGAAGAUGCAGCAAUCCAGGAAGACACACCUCCCCAGCAGGAAGUCGAGGUCCAGAAGGAUACACCCACCCAGGAGGACACACCUCCCCAGCAGGAAGUCGAGGUCCAGAAGGAUACGCCCACCCAGGAAGAUGUCACGGUCCAGGAGGACACACCUCCCCAGCAGGAAGUCAAGUUUCAGAAGGAUACGCCCACCCAGCAGGACACACCUCCUCAGCAGGAAGUCGAGGUCCAGGAGGCCACGCCCCAUCAAGUGGAUGCGGGGGCGGUGUCCAGCUGCUCAUCUGAGCUACAGCGUGGUGGCGGUGAUGGCGUCACGACAGUCAGCGUGUCAUCUGCCAAGAGCGUUCAAGAGUUGGAACGUUUGGGUCUGGAUGUUCUCAAGCAGGAACUGAUGAGUCGUGGAGUGAAGUGCGGAGGAACGCUGAGCGAACGCGCAGCCCGCCUCUUCGCCGUAAGAAACCUGCAGAUGGACCAGAUCAACCCGGCGCUGCUCGCCAAGCCCACUAAGUCCAAGAGGAAAUGAAGACAAAGGUCCAACAAAAAGGGAACUUCCUGUUUGUUUGGUUUUUUUAAAUUACUUUUUUGGUCCUUCUGGCUCAAAAGCCAGGGUCCCAGGUCGUGACCUGUGGCUCGUCCAUCUCCUCAAAACAUUCGAUGACAUCGCCGACAAGGAACGUUAUGUCCGAAUCAGCUGACAGACCGCACUCCAUUCCCGCCCUCACGGUGUUCACAUCAUCUUUGUGGUGCUUCAAUGCUAUGAGAGAACCUUUCACAAGGAACGCAUCAAUUUUCAAUAAACUUAUUGACAAACCGUGAAGGUGUUUAUUUUGAAGGACGCUCGACUCACCUUCCCAUAGUGUAUCUCGACCUCGAAUCAGACGGAACUUGAGCUUGCGAUCAAGCUGACCUUUCUGCACACGACAGCCGGCGACCGCCAUCUUCUUCUUGCCUACCGUCACAUCGAACAUAGCCAGGACCGUCGCUUCACCUGGUAGGCGGACCCAAAAGGUCAAAGUUCGAGUUGAUGACACAAAUGUUCCCGUCCUGACGCGAUGACUCACCCACAGUGUUGUGACGUACGAUCGGCGGCAACUUGCUAUUUAGCUCCGCCUUCAUCUCAUCGAUCAGCUUGUAAAUGACGGUGUGAAGCCUCAGCGGGACGCCUCGUUUCGCCGCCGCCUGCUGAAUGGACCUGCUCGCCGCCACGUUGAAACCGUAGACGCUGCCUGAGGACGAGCGACGUCACUAAAACUGUCACAGGCCGUCUGUGAUGUCACAGAUUUAUACCUCCGAAGGUGUCUGCCAUGUUGAGGUCGUUUUCGGAGACGUCGCCGAUGCCGAAGUGAACGACCUCGAGUUGACAUUGAUCCUGAGCGUCGUAGGUUUCCAAAAUGUUCAAAAUGGCUUCCACAGAGCCGUCAACAUCAGCUGGCAAAACCGGGAAUAUCGAUAAAUUUUGAUACAUUAAGAUGGCCGACGUGAUGGAGGCGGAGCAUGUGUACCUUUGAUGAUGAGCGGCAGGCUGAGGUUGUCGUCAAACGUCUUUUCGCUCGCCCUCGCAGCGAAAUUGGCUUUGUUCUUUUGGUACCGAUGCCACUUCCUCUGGCGCCAAUUGAGCCUCUGCGUCUCCUCCUCGUGGGUCCUCCAGUCCACCACUUCCCUCGCUCGUUGCUGCGGACAAAAACCACAACGUCAUCGCCUGUCUCGGGCGGCAAGAAGGGGCGUGGCCUCCUGACCUCAGAUUCCACCUCCAGGAUGGUGUCGCCGGCAGACGGGAGCUCCUUCCAACCGAUCACCUCCACCGCCAUGCUAGGCCCCGCCUCUGUCACCGCUCUGCCUUUCUCGUCGAACAGGAAGCGCACCUUCGCCCAAGUCUUUCCUGCGACGAGGAUACACCCUCGCUUUAGCGACCCCCGCUGGACAAUGGCUGUCGUGACGGCACUGAUAAGAAAGAACAGGAAGUGGAAAUCAGAAACGUUGUGUUUCCUUACAUUUAGCAACUCACCCUUUGCCUUUGUCCGUGCGACUCUCGAUGACCACGCCCUCCACCGCGCCAUCAGGCUCCGCCUUCAGCUCCAACACCUCCGCUAGCGCCACCGUGGCCUCGACCAGAGCCAGGAGGUUAUCACCCUGGCGACGGUAACGACGACAUCAACGCCUUCUGACAACCGAUGACCGUCACAAAUCGUUAAUACCUUGAGGGCGGAGACGUGAAUGGCUUGAACGUCUCCUCCGAACUCCUCGCAGACGACAUUGUGAGCGAGGAGUUCCUGUUUGACUCUCUGAGGGUCGGCUUGACGUUUGUCGCAUUUGUUGACCGCCACGAUGAUGGGAACUGGAACGCACGACGACGUUGACACCGCUAACCCAACGCAACACAUCAACUUCCUGCCUCGUGCUUACCGCCGGCUUGCUUGGCAUGCUGGAUGGAUUCGACGGUCUGAGUCAUGACGCCAUCAUCCGCCGCCACGACGAGGAUAACGAUGUCUGUGGCGUUGGCUCCACGCGCCCUCAUGGCGGAGAACGCGGCGUGACCGGGCGUAUCCAGGAACGUGAUCGUCUCACCUGUCGGCAACUCAACUGCGAGAGAUCACAAACGCCGCUGUGGUUUCUUGAACGUGGCGUUGUCGGCGGCGCCAACGGUGAUACUGUACCUCGGAACGCUCCGAUGUGCUGGGUGAUGCCGCCGGCCUCCGUGGCGGCAAUCUGGCUCUUCCUCAGACUGUCCAGCAACGUGGUUUUUCCGUGGUCAACGUGACCCAUGAUGGUGACCACCGGGGAACGUUGAACCAUCCUGCUCAGGUCCGCUGGCGGUCUAUGGGGGGUCAUAGGUCAGUGUAUCUUAGUGGCAUCGAACUCGCUGGACACUUCAUUAGGAAGUACCUUCGCACGGCGUCUCGGUUCUCUCUCUUUUCAUUCUCGCUCAGUUUGGCCCAUCGGAACUUCAUUCCUGACAGCUUCACCACCUCUUUGAUCCACCUCUCAUCCAGAACCGAGUCCGGUUCCAGAGCGUUCGCAUUCAGCGGCGUGUUCAGCAGCGCUUCCACAACAUGGUCUGGGAACACCACGAACAUACAAGAGAACAUGGAAGCAUAUUUUGGUUGAAAGCGGAAUUCUGCUACUCUUGGUUGAGCUUUGAUUUUUAUUGUCAUUAACCACAUGGACCCAAAUAUUCCAAUUCCAUUCGGGGUGGAGUUUCCAUGUUCUUCCCAAGGAAAGUUGUCAGGGUGCGUUCUUUCAGCGGUAAUCACUCUCUCGUCCGCCAUCUUUGAUGAAUCAUGUGAUGUUGUUUACGUUGUACUGCGCAUGCCCCAUUGACUAUUCCAAUUGAUUAUAGCGGCGCAUGUAGACAGGAGAUUUGGAAUAUUCCUUUCCAUGGAUACAUUUUUUUCUGGUACGGGCUGCACGGCGGACGAGUGGUUAGCACACAGACCUCACAGCUAGGGGACCAGGGUUCAAUUCCACCCUCGGCCAUCUCUGUGUGGAGUUUGCAUGUUCUCCCCGUGCAUGUGUGGGGUUUUUCCGGGUACUCCGGUUUCCUCCCACAUUCCAAAAAUUGGCUACAGUAGAUCCUAAAAUAGAAUAAUCUUCUUACCAACGUCUCGGUUGAUGGCCCGAGCGAGGGCCUCCACCGUCAUCCUCUGCUGGAUCUCCACUUCCUGUUUGCUGAUGUUGACUUUUGGCUUCUGAUCCUUCUUUUGACCUUUGAACUGCAGUAGGCUACAAAGUGAGGUCACGUAACCCCCGAUCAUGGGUGGGCGGUGUGCUUGUCCUUGACAACUCACCUGCUUGGAGGCCAGCGCCCUGCACGUGAGCAGGGGGGCGGGGCUUGAAACAGAAAGCAAGGAUGGCGACAGGAAGUUGGAAGCGUACACGAGGCGACGGGCUCCGUGCACCACGGAAGACAUCAUGUUCAUAUCU